Messenger RNA from Saccostrea cuccullata (small rock oyster), 1068 nucleotides. RefSeq lists its product as uncharacterized. Bases 145 to 933 code for a protein of 262 amino acids. The transcript has 7 exons. NCBI's taxonomy places the organism in Eukaryota, Metazoa, Mollusca, Bivalvia, Ostreida, Ostreidae. The record is from RefSeq and is a predicted model, not a curated record.
GAGCGUUAUUUUGACAUCGAGUGUCCUUGCCAUGCGAACGGGGACCAUGAGCAUCGAUUCAUUUAUUUGAUUUUUAUCUAAAAGAAGCUGCAAGAUGUGAUAUUUUAUGACUUACAAAAAGAGGGAGCAGAUUCUCUGCGAAACAUGGCAUCAGGUGACAAACCACCCUUAGAAAUUCCCAACAAUUCAUCAGAACCACUCAAAGAAGAGGAGAGUAUAUUUUCAAAGCUGAAAGGAUAUUUUAACAACAAACCUCCUGAGGGGAAUGAAUUGUUUGCUCCAAUAUUCCCAGUAUCCCAGGGCCUGUCUUCUCCAAUCUCUGAUGAAGAGGUGGACGCGUUCAUCGCAAAUGAAACAGGAUGGGAUAGGAUAAAAUAUAUGUUUUCUUAUAAUCCCUUGACAAAGUUUAGUGCUGAUUUCUACAAUGUAUUCAGUAUCGCAGCCCCAGUGACAAUCUUCUCUGGAAUAAUUAUAGGAGCUCUCCGGUAUCCUCGGGCCAAGGAAGACUUUAUGAGAAGUCCAGAGAGAGGGCUAGUGAAAUUUCAGCGAAAAAAUCUUCGAAUGGCUAAAAGGUAUAAGUAUGAUGUUAUCACACUGGAUGUAAUGAGGACAGCUGGUAGAGCAGCAUUUAAAUUUGGUGGAUUUUUUACAUGUAUCUUAUUGAUGACAAAUGAAUCUCUGACAUUUACAGCUGCAGCAGGGGCACUGAAUAAAUUCAGCUACGGUGUGCGGGCCAUGGUCUCUGGCGGCACAAUAGCUGGUAUUAUGGGGUUGCUUUAUGGUGGUGCCUAUUGUAUAUUUUUAAAUCAUUUUGGAUUGACACAAGAUAAACUUCACUGGGAGGAUGUUAAGAAGAGACUGGAAGUUGGGUUUGAACGAUCCCAGGAGCAUAAAAAUAAGAAAGACAGUAAUAUAAAAAGUAAAGGCUCCUGACAUUGUGAUAGAAUAGAUAAUUAAUAUAUCUAAUUAAGACUUUAUUUUCAUUUCAGUCAUUUUUUUGUUGUUGUAUUUCUUUUCUUCUUUUUUUUUUUUUACACCACAGUUGUAUAUAUUAAAACAAUGAACAUU